Molecule: messenger RNA, 860 nt
Organism: Strigops habroptila (Kakapo)
Lineage: Eukaryota; Metazoa; Chordata; Aves; Psittaciformes; Psittacidae
Gene: FLT3LG
Product: fms related receptor tyrosine kinase 3 ligand
Exons: 6
Coding region: 103-747 (214 amino acids)
Biological process (GO): positive regulation of cell population proliferation
Cellular component (GO): cell surface; membrane
Molecular function (GO): cytokine activity; receptor tyrosine kinase binding
Source: RefSeq, a predicted model, not a curated record
UCCAGCCUCGUUCUCGCCCUGCCCCGGAGUCACUUUCGCUUUCGGUGGCAGCUCCGGGGGGGUCCCGGGUCCCCCCUUCCCCCCCCCCGGCUCUGCCGCACCAUGGACCCGGCCCCCCCCGGCUCCGCGCUGGUGCUGCUGCUCUUGGCCGUGCCCCCCCCCGGCGGCUGCUGCUCCUUCGAGUUCAGCCCCGUGAGCAGCACGUUCCACGCGCACGUGGAGGCGGUGAGCCCGUGGCUGCUCCUGGAUUACACUGUGGAGAUGCCGGAAAACCUGGAGCUGGGCUCGCUCUGCUCCGAUCUCUGGACGCUGCGGUUCGGUCUCGCUGCAAUUCUCCGCUUGGCCGCACGCGCGGGGGGGGCGCUGUCCCCCCGGCUCCGCGCGCUCGCGGCGCAGCUGCACUUCGUCACGGGCUGCCCCCUCAGCGACCCGCAGGGCUGUGUGCGGCUGCGGCCCGUGAACGUGUCUCAGCUCCUGGGGGCGCUGGAGCUGCACCUGGGGGGGCUGCGGGAGAGACACCCCCCCCCCAGCGCCUGCGCCCGCCUGCGCUGCACCACGGCAGCCCCCCCCACGGACCCCGCCGUCUCGCCCCCCCCCGCGGCACCGCACGGGGUCUCCCCCCCCGCCCCGCACGGGCUGGUGCUGUGGGGGGGGCUGGGGGGGGCGCUGGCGCUGAGCGCGGCCGUGUGGGUCCUGAGCGCCAGGAGGAGGGGGGGGGGCCAGAGUGCGGGUGGGGCAAUGGGGUGAUGGGGGGUGAUGGGGGCAAUGGGGUAAUGGGGCCACUGGUGCCCCCCCAGCCCCCCCCCAGUGCUGGAGCCGGGACCUGAGCGGCCGCGGGGGGGGACAUGGGACAGACACAG